Messenger RNA from Setaria italica (foxtail millet), 2755 nucleotides. RefSeq names its product ABC transporter G family member 12. The transcript has 8 exons. Gene Ontology annotation, molecular function: ABC-type transporter activity; ATP binding; ATP hydrolysis activity. Lineage: Eukaryota; Viridiplantae; Streptophyta; Magnoliopsida; Poales; Poaceae. Gene Ontology annotation, cellular component: membrane. The record is from RefSeq and is a predicted model, not a curated record. The coding region runs from base 292 to 2361 and encodes 689 amino acids.
GCUAGCUGCCUCCUGUCUCUCACAGAUUGAAAAGAAAAGAGCGAGCCAAAGAGGAGGAGAGGAAAACGGCAGGUGCGUGAAACCCAGUCCCGCCUCCAUUAAUAGGGGGGAUGCGUGUCCCGGCUACCUCAGCGACGCGACCUGCCUAGCUGUGCCUCUCGCUCCUCUGGCUGCCUGCCUGCGCUGGCCAAUCCAGGGAGAGGCCACAGAGCAUCGUGAGAGAUAGCCUCCCUCUAGCUAGUAGGAGUAGGAGAGGGAGAGGGAGAGGGAGAGCAGCGAGGUGGAGUGGAGAUGGACGGCGGCAGCAACGUCGAGGCGUGGCGCGGGGCCGUGUCGCCGGCGGCGCGCUACGCGGAGUCCGGCGGCGCCAGCCUCACGUGGGAGAACCUCACGGCGGUGCUGCCGGGCGGCGGCGGCCGGGCCACCAAGAAGCUGGUGCAGGGGCUGUACGGCUACGCCGUGCCCGGCCGCGUCGUCGCCAUCAUGGGGCCCUCCGGCUCCGGCAAGUCCACGCUCCUCGACUCGCUCUCCGGGAGGCUGGCCAGGAACGUGGUCCUCACCGGGAAGGUGCUGCUCAACGGCAAGAAGAGGCGGCUGGACUACGGCGUCGUGGCGUAUGUGACCCAAGAGAACAUACUACUGGGCACGCUGACGGUACGGGAGACGCUGACCUACUCGGCGCUGCUGCGGCUGCCGUCGAGCAUGCGCAAGUCGGAGGUGCGCCGCAUCGUGGACGACACGCUGGACGAGAUGGGGCUCCGGGAGUGCGCCGACCGCCACAUCGGAACCUGGCACCUCCGCGGCAUCAGUGGCGGCGAGAAGAAGCGCCUGAGCAUCGCGCUGGAGAUCCUCACCCGCCCGCGCCUCCUCUUCCUGGACGAGCCCACCAGCGGCCUCGACAGCGCUGCCGCCUUCUCUGUCGUGCAGACGCUGCGGCAGCUCGCCGUCGAUGGCGGCCGCACCAUCGUCUCCUCUGUGCACCAGCCCAGCAGUGAGGUCUUCGCGCUCUUCGACGACCUCUGCCUCCUCUCCAGUGGCGAGUGCGUCUACUUCGGAGAUGCAAAGCUGGCAACGCAGUUCUUUGCGGAAACAGGGUUCGCCUGCCCCAGCCGGAGGAAUCCGUCUGACCAUUUCCUCCGGUGUGUCAACUCUGACUUCGACGACGUCGCUGCCACCAUGAAAGGAUCCAUGAAGCUGCGAGCAGAGGCAGAGCUUGAUCCCCUGUUGAACUACUCCACGACAGAGAUCAGAGAACGGCUAGUGGAGAAGUACAGGAUCUCCGAUUAUGCCAUGAUGGUUAGGAACACAAUACACGAGAUAACCAAGAUUGAGGGUGUGGUGGAGGAGGUGAUCCGCGGCAGCGAGGCGAGCUGGUUCAAGCAGCUGCGCACGCUGACGAGUCGAUCCUUCACCAACAUGUCCCGGGACUUGAACUACUACUGGCUGCGCAUCAUCAUCUACAUCGUCAUGGCCUUCUGCCUGGGCACCAUCUACUACGACGUGGGCACCAGCUACACGGCCAUCCAGGCGCGUGCCUCGUGCGGCGGCUUCGUGUCCGGCUUCAUGACCUUCAUGUCCAUCGGCGGCUUCCCGUCCUUCAUCGAGGAGAUGAAGGUGUUCACACUGGAGCGCCAGAAUGGCCACUACGGCGUCGCUGCCUACAUCAUCUCCAAUUUCUUGUCCUCCAUGCCGUUCCUGCUCACCGUGUCCUGGGCCAGCGCCUCCAUCACCUACUGGAUGGUCAAGUUCCGGCCGGGCUUCAGCUACUUCGCCUUCUUCGCUCUCAACCUCUACGGUGGCGUCUCCGUCAUCGAGAGCCUCAUGAUGAUCAUCUCUGCCCUCGUGCCAAACUUCCUCAUGGGCCUCAUCCUCGGUGCCGGCGUCAUUGGGAUCAUGAUGUUGACGUCAGGAUUCUUCCGGCUGCUUCCGGAACUUCCGAAGAUCUUCUGGCGGUACCCAGUGUCCUACAUUGUCUAUGGCUCAUGGGGAUUGAAGGGAGGGUACAAGAACGACCUGAUCGGUCUGGAGUUCGAGCCCAUGAUGCCGGGGCAGCCGAAGCUGAAGGGCGAGUACAUCAUCACCGAGAUGAUGGGGCUGAGCCUGAACCACUCCAAGUGGCUGGACCUCGCCAUGAUCUUCGUCCUCCUCUUCGCCUACCGCGUCACCUUCUUCGUCGUGCUCAAGGUCAAGGAGGCCGCCGCGCCGUACAUCCGCGUGGCCUACACGCGCUUCACCGUCAAGCGCCUGGAGCGGCGCGCCUCGUUCAGGAAGACGCUGGCCAUGACGUCACUGUCGAAGCGGCACAGCCAGCCGCACCCCAUGGCCAUCCAGGAGGGGCUCAACUCGCCCAUGCCGUACUGAGCAGAGGAACACGAAGAGCAGCUGGAAUGGAGCUGGUAGCUAAUGGUAGCGGUUUGAUAUCACCGAUUACUUGUGGAUGUGCUUACAGAUAUGUUUGUUCGAUUGUUUAGGUGUUGGAGCGUUUCACAAAGAUACCCACGAUACAGUAUUGAAAGCAUUCGUUUCACUGUAAUAACUCUUCUGAACACGAUACACAUACAAGAUAGCGUUGUGCCUACCUGUUUUUUGUUUUACCUUUUGUUUUGUAAACAUUAAAUUCAUGCAAUGAUCUCCACAAAAAUCAUGCAGUGAAAAUAAUACUCUAGGAUUUUUUUAGUUUUGUUUUGUAACGUAUGGGUAAUAAUGUUUUCUGAGCUGUUUGGAGAAUAAACUUCCUGGCUGAAAUUUUACGGUG